Amaranthus tricolor (Joseph's coat) is the source of this 2788-nucleotide messenger RNA. RefSeq names its product probable mediator of RNA polymerase II transcription subunit 26b. The transcript has 9 exons. The record is from RefSeq and is a predicted model, not a curated record. The coding region runs from base 969 to 2381 and encodes 470 amino acids. Gene Ontology annotation, cellular component: nucleus. Lineage: Eukaryota; Viridiplantae; Streptophyta; Magnoliopsida; Caryophyllales; Amaranthaceae.
AAUUAGUCCAUUCUUCCCUCUCCCUUUCUCCCAAACUUUCCUUCUUCUAACACUCAUUGUGUAUGUUUUUUACAUAGGGUUGAUUGUUCCUAAUUUCUUUCCCUAUAUCUUUCUCUCUCUCUAGAUCUUCUCUCUCUAUACUUUCCUUUUUUCCUCAAUAAUAAUAAUCCUAACAAAUCCCCUUAAAAAAUUCCUAUUUUUUCUCAUAAAUUAUUAUAGCAAAGAAUAGAGCAUACAGUCUUUGUAGAGAGAGAAAGGAUCAAGUCAAAAGAAAUGGGCCAAUUCCAUUUCUAAAAUUCUCAAUUCCCAAUUAGUUUAUUUUCUCUAAUUUGUACCCUUCUCUCUUCCUCACUUCCUAUCAUUUUCCUCUUCUCUAUCAAAUCCUCCACCUUUUUAAUCACAUUUCUUAUUCAACUCUUACAAAACUCAGUGAAAAUUUUCUUACAGAAAAAGAAAACCCAAUCUUUUUUUUCUGUUCUGAAACUGGGUAUAUUACAAACUUAAUCAUAGUAAUUAAAGUUUUGUAGUUUUUUUUUAAAAAAAAAUAAAUUUCUGGGGUUGUUUGUUGCUUACAUUUGUUGUUCACCUGUCCGAUUUUUAUUUUUCUGGAAAUUAUUUUGUUAAUCCCUUGAAAGUCACUUCAAUCCUCCAUAUUCACAAAUAAAGUUGGGAUUUUGUGAGGAUUUUUAUAUUUUUAUUUGAUUUUCUUGCGUUAAAAGUGGGUUUUUCUGGGAUUUCGUCAUUUCAUUUCCCAUUCAGAAAUCCAUCGAGUUUAUUCUAUUCUAUUCUAUUCUAUUCUAUUCAGAUUCUGAUUUGAUCGAAUAAAUUCUCUGAUUUUUUUUACGCAUUUUUCCAGCUUUUUAAUUUCCUUGAAAAUUAAUUCAGAAAUAAGAAUUUUGAGAUUUUAACUACUGGGUUUUGAUUAAAACAAGUUUUUAGGAUCUGGGUUUGUGAGAGUUUAAUCAAAAAUGACCUCAAAAUCAGGUGGUCAUGGGCUUGAUAAUUGGAGAGACUUUUUUAGAAACGCGAAAAACUCUGAUAUAUUUGAUAUUAUUGAGCACGCAAUAAUGGUGGCAUCAUCAGAUUGUCCAAAAGAGUUCCGAGUUAGGAGGGAAAGAAUCGCUGAGUUGCUUUUCACAUGUAAAUUGACUCGGUGUUUAGGGUGUGAACGAGUUGAGUUGGCUGUUUCUGAGAUUGAUAAUAUUAAUGAUGAUGAUGUCAAAGUUGUUAUUAAAGGGGUUGAUCAAUUUAAUGAUGAUGUUGAUGAUGAUGAUCAUCUUAAUGGUGGUGAUGGAAGUAAAGGAAGUAAGGUUAAUAGUACAACUAGGGAUGAUUAUGAUCAAGUUGAUGCUGGUGAUGAUGUGAUGUUAAAUCAUGAAAGUAAUUUUAGUUAUGGUGAUGCUGAGGCUUUAACUGAUGCCAUUGAAGAAACUAAUGGGGUUAUUGAAGAGGUUUUUAGGAUCAAAGAUAUACUUCUUAAUAGUCAAGAUGAGUCUGAUUCAGUGUUGUUUGAGUCCUUAAGGAGGCUACAAUUGAUGGCUUUGACUGUUGAUAUCUUAAAGAUGACGGAGAUUGGGAAGGCGGUUAACCGGAUUAGGAGACACAACUCGAAGGAGAUUCGUCAUCUUGCUCGGGGAUUAAUAGAUGGGUGGAAGAUCAUCGUUGACGAGUGGGUGAAAGCCACGCAAGAGCUUGCCGCAGCAGAAGGAGGUACCCCUGAUUCCGCUAACCCAUCCACAGUUGAUGAAGAAGAAGGGCUUCCUUCUCCUCCUAUGGAUGAAGGAGCGUUUUUCUCGACACAAACUAUGGACUUUUCACAGUUCUUUGAUGGCAUGGAUGAUGAUGGAAAUCCUCGAAACUGUGGGGAAUUCAACAAGAACCAGGAUGUUCGGGAAGUUGGAAGGAGGCCCUCUACGGUUAAACAAGACCCUCCAAAGCGAAGGGAAGAACCUCUAAAACAGGCGAUUCCCCUCGCAAAGGAUAACAAGGUGCAGCAAGGAAGAAGGCAAGAGCCCCUUCCGAAGCCAAUCAAACCCGUAAACACACAAUCUGGCCCUGGUAGACCUGCAAAGCCUAAUGGUGAGCUGAAAAUGGUAAAAGAAUCUAAGUUGCAGCUGAAACUCGGGAAGCCCUCGGAUCAAAGGAGACCGCCUCCUCAACCUGAGAAGAUACGAUCUUCAGGCGACAAUACCGUACAAGAUAAACUAGAAGCCACAAAAAGGAAACUUCAAGAGCGGUAUCAACAAGCCGAGAAUGCAAAGAGGCAGAGGACUAUACAAGUGAUGGAGAUACAAGACCUUCCGAAGCAAGGGCUUUCGAGACCUAACCCAUUUGCCAAAUUCGGUAACAACAACAGGAAUUGGGCGAAUGGAAGGAGAUAAUAAUCCAUGAGCCCCAAUUUUUCGCUUCACCAUGGCUGACAUAUUUCCGAUAGCAAGUGUACUUUAGCGGAAGUUUGAGCUUCGUGCUGAUAAUCGAGUGUUGGAUCGGAUGAAUCCUUCAAAUGGGUAUUCAGUACCCAUAAUCUAGGGGAAUGAGGUCUCCAACUCUCCGGGAAACAUUCUCUCUUGAGCAGUUGCUUUAGCAGACAUUUGAACUAAGAGUGCUGAUAUAACUUGCUAUGUUUUAGUGACUGUUUGGUACAGUUUCUUUGAUCUAAAUUGUGCACAAAAACUAAUGUGCAUCUUCAUUAAGCUCACAUAGAUAUGUAACCAAAAAUGAAGUACAUAUGUUACCUUAUAUAUUUGUGCAAAGGGAAAUAAAACCAAAAAAAAAAAAAAAAAAAAAA